AUGGAUUUUGGGUACCUGAAAGCGAGGAGUGGAGAGAUGCAGGGCCAUGAGCAUGCUCUCCAACAGCCGUAUGGAUGUUUGCUAAGAUAUAGCUACAUCCCUGUACUUCACCAGGGUGCCACCAUGACUGCUUGCAAUGCCACCCAGGGCCAUCCUUCUUUCUUUAUUCUCCAAGGCAUUCCUGGGAUGGAGGACAAACACAGAUGGAUAUCUAUUCCCUUCUCUUCCAUGUACUUCAUCACUAUCCUUGGGAACUGCACCCUCCUUUUCACCAUCUCCACAGAGCGCUGCCUGCACAAACCCAUGUUCCUGCUCCUCUGCAUGUUGGCCCUCACAGACCUGGGCAUGACCACAACCACCAUUCCCAAGGUUCUGUGCAUCUUCUGGUUUGGCCAGAGUGAGAUCAGCUAUGAGGGCUGUCUGGUCCAGCUGUUCUUCAUCCACUCCAUCUCUGCUUUGCAGUCUGCCAUCCUGAUGACAAUGGCCUUUGACCGUUAUGUGGCCAUCUGCGAGCCCCUGCGUUAUGCUACCAUCCUUUCCAAUAGUCGCAUUGGGCUCAUUGGCCUAGUGAGUUUAGUGAGAGCCAUCCUGUUCAUUCUCCCCAUGCCCAUCCUCCUUCAGCAGAUGCCCUUUCAUGCCAAACAUGUCAUCCCCAGCACCUACUGUGAGCACAUGGCUGUGGUGAAGAUAGUGUGUGUGGACACUACAGUCAACAGGACAUAUGGUCUAGUGGUGGCCUUGUUGGUUACUGGGCUAGACAUCUCAGCUAUUGCCUCAUCUUAUGUGCUAAUCAUCCGGGCUAUAAUGGGGCUUUCUUCUAAGGAAGCCCACCACAAAGCAGUCAACACCUGCACCACACACAUCUGUGUCAUGCUUAUCUCUUACACUCCCUCAUUAUUCUCUUUUCUCACUCAUCGCUUUGGCCAGGGAAUUCCACCCCAUGUCCAUACCAUUCUUGGCAGCCUUUACUUCCUUGUACCGCCAAUGCUCAAUCCUAUUAUUUAUGGAGUGAAAACCAAGGAGUUUCGGGACAAAUUGACCAAAUAUGGGUGCUAG
Molecule: messenger RNA, 1056 nt
Organism: Diceros bicornis minor
Lineage: Eukaryota; Metazoa; Chordata; Mammalia; Perissodactyla; Rhinocerotidae
Product: olfactory receptor 52P1-like
Exons: 2
Coding region: 1-1056 (351 amino acids)
Biological process (GO): G protein-coupled receptor signaling pathway
Cellular component (GO): membrane
Molecular function (GO): G protein-coupled receptor activity; olfactory receptor activity
Source: RefSeq, a predicted model, not a curated record